UUACAGAGUAUAACGUGUGUUCCAGUUUUCGAUAGCUUUGCUUUGAGGUAAUGGAACGCUUAUAUGGAUUUGGCGCGAAAAUAUUUGUACUUAAAAAUGACAAGGCAAUUUUCCCACCCUUCUGCAAGAUGUACACCAAUGAUAAGCUAGGACAUACGUAAAGUUACUGUGCUAAGCUUUACCUGUGUAUUGUCAUUAUAAGGGCAUUUUCUUUAUUAACGGCACUUUCAGUUCUUCUUUCUGCAGCAGCUAUUUCCAAAUUUUCUGUUAUUUCAACAUAGUAGCAUAAAUACCAACAUCACACGAACCACUUUUAGUUAGUAAAUAUAACUCUGAAAAUGCGUGAAGUAAUAUCAAUACAAAUUGGUCAAGGCGGAAUACAAAUCGGCAAUGCUUGCUGGGAAUUGUAUCUCUUGGAACAUGGUAUUGAUGUUGAUGGUACCAUGAAAACCAAACCUGAAAGUUCGAGUGGUUCAGAUGAAUUGGGAACAAAUGUGAAAAGUGAGAUGGCAAAUGAUUCAAAUACAUUUUUUGCCGAAACAGGAAUGGGUAAACGUGUGCCUCGAACAGUUUUUGUUGAUCUGGAACCAACAGUUAUCGACGAUGUGCGCACAGGUAACCUGAGAAGCUUGUAUCACCCAGAACAACUUAUAUCGGGUAAAGAAGAUGCGGCUAACAAUUAUGCACGUGGCCAUUAUUCUAUUGGAAAAGAAGCAAUCGAUAAAGUUAUGAAUCGUGUACAAAAAUUAGCAGAACAGUGCGAGAGCUUACAAGGUUUCUUAAUAUUUCAUAGCCUCGGAGGCGGAACGGGUUCGGGCUUCACAUCUUUACUUAUGCAACGCCUAACCGCAGAUUUUAGUAAGAAAUGUAAAUUAGAUUUUGCGGUAUAUCCAUCGCCAAGAGUGUCAACAGCCGUCGUAGAGCCUUACAACGCAUUGCUAACUACACAUGCAACUUUAGAAACCUCGGACUGCGUAUUUAUUGUAGAUAAUGAGGCAAUUUAUGAAAUUUGUCAGAAUAGAUUAAAUGUGGAUCGACCCGGUUAUCGAAACUUAAAUCGGCUCAUAGCUCAAAUUGUUAGUUCAACAACUGCUUCAUUACGUUUCAGUGGUUCUAUGAAUGUUGAUCUUAAUGAAUUUCAAACAAAUUUGGUGCCUUACCCCCGAAUACACUUUCCAUUGGUGGCAUAUGCGCCUUUGGUUUCUUCAACGAAUGCAUCUCACGAGCACAAUGCCAUAAUGGCCUUAACAAACUCUUGCUUCGAACCUUCGAACAUGAUGGUGAAAUGUGAUCCACGCGCUGGAAAAUAUAUGGCAUGUUGCAUGCUUUACAGAGGUGAUGUAGUACCAAAGGAUGUAAACGCGGCGGUAUCGGCUAUUAAAUCUAAAAGACAUAUUCAAUUUGUGGACUGGUGUCCCACUGGAUUUAAAAUAGGUAUCAAUUACGAGAAACCUGCUUGUGUACCAGGCGGAGAUUUAGCUCAAACAUCACGGGCAGUGUGUAUGCUCUCAAAUACAACAGCUAUUGCUGUCGCAUUCAGUAACUUAGAUUAUAAAUUUGAUCUGAUGUUUAAGAAGCGGGCUUUUGUUCACUGGUAUGUUGGAGAGGGAAUGGAAGAAGGAGAAUUCACAGAAGCAAGAGAGGACUUAGCUACAUUAGAGCGGGAUUACGAAGAAGUCGGGGCAGAUGAUCAAGAACAAAGUGACAACGUUGAUGAUGAAUUUUAAAUUAUUUUCAAUAAAUAAAACAUAAAACUUGUAA
This is a messenger RNA of Ceratitis capitata (Mediterranean fruit fly), 1761 nucleotides long. RefSeq names its product tubulin alpha-4 chain (gene alphaTub67C). NCBI's taxonomy places the organism in Eukaryota, Metazoa, Arthropoda, Insecta, Diptera, Tephritidae. Gene Ontology annotation, cellular component: cytoplasm; microtubule. Bases 339 to 1727 code for a protein of 462 amino acids. Gene Ontology annotation, molecular function: structural constituent of cytoskeleton; GTP binding. The record is from RefSeq and is a predicted model, not a curated record. The transcript is spliced from 2 exons. Gene Ontology annotation, biological process: microtubule cytoskeleton organization; mitotic cell cycle.